Molecule: messenger RNA, 3876 nt
Organism: Knipowitschia caucasica
Lineage: Eukaryota; Metazoa; Chordata; Actinopteri; Gobiiformes; Gobiidae
Source: the annotation of a GenBank genome assembly
AUGUGUGACUUACCGCACUACAGUCUGCUCAGUCAUCUUCAUCAGCUACAGUCUGCACCAGAGUCAUCUUCAUCAUCUACAGUCUGCACCAGAGUCAUCUUCAUCAUCUGCAGUCUGCUCAGAGUCAUCUUCAUCAUCUACAGUCUGCUCAGAGUCAUCUUCAUCAUCUACAGUCUGCUCAGAGUCAUCUUCAUCAUCUGCAGUCUGCUCAGAGUCAUCUUCAUCAUCUGCAGUCUGCUCAGAGUCAUCUUCAUCAUCUACAGUCUGCUCAGAGUCAUCUUCAUCAUCUACAGUCUGCUCAGAGUCAUCUUCAUCAUCUGCAGUCUGCUCAGAGUCAUCUUCAUCAUCUACAGUCUGCUCAGAGUCAUCUUCAUCAUCUACAGUCUGCUCAGAGUCAUCUUCAUCAUCUGCAGUCUGCUCAGAGUCAUCUUCAUCAUCUACAGUCUGCACCAGAGUCAUCUUCAUCAGCUACAGUCUGCUCAGAGUCAUCUUCAUCAUCUACAGUCUGCUCAGAGUCAUCUUCAUCAUCUACAGUCUGCACCAGAGUCAUCUUCAUCAGCUACAGUCUGCUCAGAGUCAUCUUCAUCAUCUACAGUCUGCUCAGAGUCAUCUUCAUCAUCUACAGUCUGCACCAGAGUCAUUUUCAUCAGCUACAGUCUGCUCAGAGUCAUCUUCAUCAUCUACAGUCUGCUCAGAGUCAUCUUCAUCAUCUACAGUCUGCUCAGAGUCAUCUUCAUCAUCUACAGUCUGCUCAGAGUCAUCUUCAUCAUCUACAGUCUGCUCCAGUCAUCUUCAUCAUCUACAGUCUGCUCAGUCAUCUUCAUAAUCUACAGUCUGCACCAGAGUCAUCUUCAUCAUCUACAGUCUGCACCAGAGUCAUCUUCAUCAUCUACAGUCUGCACCAGAGUCAUCUUCAUCAUCUACAGUCUGCUCAGAGUCAUCUUCAUCAUCUACAGUCUGCUCAGAGUCAUCUUCAUCAUCUACAGUCUGCACCAGAGUCAUCUUCAUCAUCUACAAGUCAUCUUCAUCAUCUACAGUCUGCUCAGAGUCAUCUUCAUCAUCUACAGUCUGCUCAAAGUCAUCUUCAUCAUCUACAGUCUGCUCAGAGUCAUCUUCAUCAUCUGCAGUCUGCUCAGAGUCAUCUUCAUCAUCUGCAGUCUGCUCAGAGUCAUCUUCAUCAUCUACAGUCUGCUCAGAGUCAUCUUCAUCAUCUGCAGUCUGCUCAGAGUCAUCUUCAUCAUCUACAGUCUGCACCAGUCAUCUUCAUCAUCUACAGUCUGCUCAGUCAUCUUCAUCAUCUACAGUCUGCUCAGUCAUCUUCAUCAUCUACAGUCUGCACCAGUCAUCUUCAUCAUCUACAAGUCAUCUUCAUCAGCUACAGUCUGCACCAGAGUCAUCUUCAUCAUCUACAGUCUGCUCAGAGUCAUCUUCAUCAGCUACAGUCUGCACCAGAGUCAUCUUCAUCAUCUACAGUCUGCACCAGAGUCAUCUUCAUCAUCUACAGUCUGCACCAGAGUCAUCUUCAUCAUCUACAGUCUGCUCAAAGUCAUCUUCAUCAUCUACAGUCUUCUCAGAGUCAUCUUCAUCAUCUACAGUCUGCUCAGUCAUCUUCAUCAUCUACAGUCUGCACCAGAGUCAUCUUCAUCAUCUACAGUCUGCUCAGUCAUCUUCAUCAUCUACAGUCUGCACCAGAGUCAUCUUCAUCAUCUACAGUCUGCACCAGAGUCAUCUUCAUCAUCUACAGUCUGCUCAGAGUCAUCUUCAUCAUCUACAGUCUGCUCAGUCAUCUUCAUCAUCUACAGUCUGCUCAGAGUCAUCUUCAUCAUCUACAGUCUGCACCAGAGUCAUCUUCAUCAUCUACAGUCUGCACCAGUCAUCUUCAUCAUCUACAGUCUGCUCAGAGUCAUCUUCAUCAUCUACAGUCUGCACCAGAGUCAUCUUCAUCAUCUACAGUCUGCACCAGAGUCAUCUUCAUCAUCUACAGUCUGCUCAGAGUCAUCUUCAUCAGCUACAGUCUGCUCAGAGUCAUCUUCAUCAUCUACAGUCUGCUCAGUCAUCUUCAUCAUCUACAGUCUGCUCAGAGUCAUCUUCAUCAUCUACAGUCUGCACCAGAGUCAUCUUCAUCAUCUACAGUCUGCACCAGUCAUCUUCAUCAUCUACAGUCUGCUCAGAGUCAUCUUCAUCAUCUACAGUCUGCACCAGAGUCAUCUUCAUCAUCUACAGUCUGCACCAGUCAUCUUCAUCAUCUACAGUCUGCUCAGAGUCAUCUUCAUCAGCUACAGUCUGCACCAGUCAUCUUCAUCAUCUGCAGUCUGCUCAGAGUCAUCUUCAUCAUCUACAGUCUGCACCAGAGUCAUCUUCAUCAUCUACAGUCUGCACCAGUCAUCUUCAUCAUCUACAGUCUGCUCAGAGUCAUCUUCAUCAUCUACAGUCUGCACCAGAGUCAUCUUCAUCUUCAUCAUCUACAGUCUGCACCAGAGUCAUCUUCAUCAGCUACAGUCUGCACCAGAGUCAUCUUCAUCUUCAUCAUCUACAGUCUGCACCAGAGUCAUCUUCAUCAUCUACAGUCUGCUCAGAGUCAUCUUCAUCAUCUACAGUCUGCACCAGAGUCAUCUUCAUCAUCUACAAGUCAUCUUCAUCAGCUAUAGUCUGCUCAGAGUCAUCUUCAUCAUCUACAGUCUGCACCAGAGUCAUCUUCAUCAUCUACAGUCUGCACCAGUCAUCUUCAUCAUCUACAGUCUGCUCAGAGUCAUCUUCAUCAGCUACAGUCUGCACCAGUCAUCUUCAUCAUCUGCAGUCUGCUCAGAGUCAUCUUCAUCAUCUACAGUCUGCACCAGAGUCAUCUUCAUCAUCUACAGUCUGCACCAGUCAUCUUCAUCAUCUACAGUCUGCUCAGAGUCAUCUUCAUCAUCUACAGUCUGCACCAGAGUCAUCUUCAUCAUCUACAGUCUGCACCAGAGUCAUCUUCAUCAGCUACAGUCUGCACCAGAGUCAUCUUCAUCUUCAUCAUCUACAGUCUGCACCAGUCAUCUUCAUCAUCUACAGUCUGCUCAGAGUCAUCUUCAUCAUCUACAGUCUGCACCAGAGUCAUCUUCAUCAUCUACAGUCUGCACCAGAGUCAUCUUCAUCAUCUACAGUCUGCACCAGAGUCAUCUUCAUCAUCUACAGUCUGCACCAGAGUCAUCUUCAUCAGCUAUAGUCUGCUCAGUCAUCUUCAUCAUCUACAGUCUGCUCAGAGUCAUCUUCAUCAUCUACAGUCUGCUCAGAGUCAUCUUCAUCAGCUACAUCAUCUUCAUCAUCUACAGUCUGCUCAGAGUCAUCUUCAUCAUCUACAGUCUGCUCAGAGUCAUCUUCAUCAUCUACAGUCUGCUCAGAGUCAUCUUCAUCAUCUACAGUCUGCACCAUAGUCAUCUUCAUCAUCUACAGUCUGCUCAGAGUCAUCUUCAUCAUCUACAGUCUGCUCAGAGUCAUCUUCAUCAUCUACAGUCUGCUCAGAGUCAUCUUCAUCAUCUACAGUCUGCUCAGUCAUCUUCAUCAUCUACAGUCUGCACCAGAGUCAUCUUCAUCAGCUACAGUCUGCUCAGAGUCAUCUUCAUCAUCUACAGUCUGCUCAGUCAUCUUUAUCAUCUACAGUCUGCACCAGUCAUCUUCAUCAUCUACAGUCUGCUCCAGAGUCAUCUUCAUCAUCUACAGUCUGCUCAGAGUCAUCUUCAUCAUCUACAGUCUGCUCCAGAAUCAUCUUCAUCAUCUACAGUCUGCUCAGUCAUCUUCAUCAUCUACAGUCUGCUCAGAGUCAUCUUCAUCAGCUACAGUCUGCUCAGUCAUCUUCAUCAUCUACAGUCUGCACCAGAGUCAUCUUCAUCAUCUACAGUCUGA